Molecule: messenger RNA, 423 nt
Organism: Schistocerca cancellata (South American locust)
Lineage: Eukaryota; Metazoa; Arthropoda; Insecta; Orthoptera; Acrididae
Product: GS homeobox 2-like
Exons: 2
Coding region: 1-423 (140 amino acids)
Biological process (GO): regulation of transcription by RNA polymerase II
Cellular component (GO): nucleus
Molecular function (GO): DNA-binding transcription factor activity, RNA polymerase II-specific; RNA polymerase II cis-regulatory region sequence-specific DNA binding
Source: RefSeq, a predicted model, not a curated record
AUGCCAGAGUGGGCACUCAAUUCAUGUGCUGGCAUAGACAGUGAAGAUGAAGAGGAAAUACUGAUUUUGCAUUUGGUAGCCUGUCCAGUGACGCCUCUUGGCACUGUUGCAGCGACCUGUACACGCGUCCGCUGUGGCGACGACGGCGGCGCUGCAGCCGAGCGGCGUGACAAACGCGUCCGGACAGCGUUCACGAGCGCGCAGCUGGUGCAGCUGGAGCGCGAGUUCGCAGCCAACAUGUACCUCUCCAGGCUGCGCCGCAUCGAGAUCGCCACCGGCCUGCGACUCAGCGAGAAGCAGGUCAAGAUCUGGUUCCAGAACCGCCGCGUCAAGGCCAAGAAGGAGGUGGCGGGCUCCGGCGCCGUCGAGCGCUGCUGCUGCGGCGCCAGCAAGCUGCACCGCCAGCACCACUACCGCGCCUGA